Messenger RNA from Xyrauchen texanus (razorback sucker), 8775 nucleotides. Its product is annotated as plexin-B1-like. The transcript has 39 exons. The coding region runs from base 362 to 6628 and encodes 2088 amino acids. Gene Ontology annotation, biological process: regulation of cell migration; negative regulation of cell adhesion; semaphorin-plexin signaling pathway involved in axon guidance. Lineage: Eukaryota; Metazoa; Chordata; Actinopteri; Cypriniformes; Catostomidae. Gene Ontology annotation, cellular component: semaphorin receptor complex. The record is from RefSeq and is a predicted model, not a curated record. Gene Ontology annotation, molecular function: protein binding; semaphorin receptor activity.
CGGGCUUCCAGGAGUUUGCGAGCCUAAAAAUACACAGAGGCGCAUUUCAGUCAUUUGAUUUGAGGAAACUAUUCACUGGAUGAUCAGACUGAGAGUGAGGGACAAACACACGUGCGUACACGGUGAGAAGCUUUCGCGGUGAAGUUUGUAGAUUGAAAGUCUCCUGGACUAGUGUGGAUUUAUCGGGAAUACUGCGAGUUUGCCAGAGACGGAACAGCGCGUUUUUGCUCAAAAGAGGUUUUCAAUGGUUUAAAUGAAGGCCAUCUCCACAGGCAUGUGCUAUGCCACUGGAUAACGCAGAGGACAGCAGCCUCCCUAACCUUGUGUGUCUGACUAAUGUGUUUUUGCAGUCCAUUGUGGGAUGGCCCUCAUCUUCACCCUGCUUCAUUCCCUCCUCCUGGGUGUCCUGGGAGCCCUAACGGCCUAUAGCAGUUAUCCACGCUUCUCCUCCAAUGACACAGUCUUCCAGCACCUGGCAUUGCACCCUGACCCCAGCAUUGGAUUGGUCUAUGUGGGGGCACGAGACCAUCUGUUCCAGCUUGCUGGUCUUGAUGGCCUCCGGCUUGAAGUGGAUGAGAGAACUGGCCCUGUGAGAGAUAGCAAAGACUGUCUGCCUCCAGUAACACUAGAGAACUGUCCUCAGGCUGGACUAGUUAGCAAUCACAACAAGCUACUGUUAGUAGAUCCCUAUUCCCUUCAGCUUAUUGCCUGUGGCAGUGUACACCAGGGAACAUGUCAGAAACGCAGCCUAGCUAAUGUGAAUGAAGUUCUCUUUUCUGCCGAGAGACCAGUUGAUACGCAGUACGUAGCGGCUAAUGACCCUACCACUUCAACAGUGGGACUUGUGGUGCGACCGCAAGACAAAGAUCCCGUCCUCUAUGUUGGGCGAGGCUACACCAGUAGUCACCCACCAGUGUCUACGCGACAACUUUUGACAGAGCCUGUGUUCUCCUAUGAGGAUACCGCCAAACUCGCAGUUGCUGGACGCCUCUCUGAAUACGAUCACAAUUUUGUGGCUACUUUAGCCCGACACAACCACGUCUACUUUUUAUUCUAUAGGCGUGACCUGAAAGCUGCCUCUAGGGAGUAUCGAACGUACGUGGCUCGGGUGUGUCUUGACGAUCAGGCGUAUUACUCUUAUGUUGAAGUACCGUUAAUGUGUCACUCAAACUCGACAGGCAGGAACUACAAUCUCCUCCAGGGGGCGCAGGUGGGAGGUGUGGAAUCUGGAGACUCGCAAGUUUUGAUGGGAGUGUUUUCAACAGCGGUUAGUGCUGCUAGUGGACCCAGUGAGGAAUCAGCAUUGUGUGUGUAUGCUCUGGAUGAAGUGGACAGAAGUAUUGAUGCUACACGAGACCUAUGCUACACACAAGAUGGGGAGAAAGGGAGCAACAAGGUGGCCUACAUUGAGUAUGAAGUUAAAUCCAGCUGUGCCAACCUGCCCACGAACACCCUAAAUGCUUAUCCCUGUGGUUCAGACCACACCCCAAGUCCAAUGGCAAGCCGGGAACCAGUUGAAGCUGAAGCCGUAUGGGAAAGUCCAGCUACCCGUCUGACUGCUGUGGCAGUUAGCGUAAAGGAAGGCCAUACCAUUGUUUUCCUGGGUGACUCCAAAGGCAAUGUGCAUAAGGUCUUCCUGGGCAAAUCAGGAGAGGUGAGGAGAUACUCCACCCUUCUCAUCCAGCCAGGUUUAGCCAUUAACAGUGAUCUACUGCUGGAUUCCAACCACAGACAUCUCUAUAUCAUGACCAGCAAUUCUGUGGAAAAGAGGCCUGUGGCAGAGUGUGAGAAGCACACUGAUUGCACCUCCUGUCUGGCAGUGAAGGACCCAUACUGUGGCUGGUGUGUCCUUGAUGGCUGGUGUGGGAUGCGUUCAAACUGUAGGUUGGGUUCAGUGGAAGGUCAUUGGCUGUGGAGUUUUGACAAGCAACAGCAGUGUUUGAGAGUGGAGUCACUGAGCCAAUAUAACGCCAGCCUUGGAGAGCAGAAACAGAUUGCUGUGGAUGUCCCUGGUUUGCCCAGUGUCUCAGAGGGUGAGAUGUACUCCUGUUUCUUUGAAGAAACGGAAACUGCUGCCUCUGUCCAGGGCACCACAGUCUUCUGUGCCACUCCAGAGGCCCACAGACAUCCACCUGUACCACAGGGAGAGGAUUCGGUGGCUGUCACCCUGUCCCUGCGCUUCAGGACUGUCACUGUAGCCACAUCAGACUUCACCUUCUAUGACUGCUCUGUGGUGCAGCAGCUCUCUGCCAGCAUGCCGUGUAGCGGUUGUGUAAGCAGCCGUUGGAAAUGCAAUUGGUGCAUCCACCAGAAUGUUUGCACUCACCGGUCCACAUGUGACCGUGGUGUGAUCGUUUACAACCACGUUUUUACAUUGCCCACAAAAGACUUUGUUACGUACACGUUUACCACCUCGCCACCCUCUACGAUCAAACUCUCAACCCCCAAGGUUACCAUAACAACUGAAGCUGUUGUCACGACUACACCUUCAAUGACUCUUCCCACUACUCUAGAGCCCACUGCUGCCCCCACCACACCACCUCUGGAAACCACAACCCCACUUAACAAUCCAUCCACAACCUACAACCACGUGACAGCUUCCUUUAUGCACCAAUCCACGGCCACUACAGAGUCAUCUGAUAUAUUCACAAAGGCCUCAACCAUCUCACAAAACAGCUCUUGGAUUGAGGAGGAAGUCCAGGCAGAGCUGGAUGUAGAUGGUCUUAUAGACACUGGUGUCUCUGUGUCAUCUGCUAACGCCCCCUCUGGCGAUGGCGAGGCAGGGCCUGAUUCAUCGGAUUUCCUCCUCGCUCCAGACACAGACUACCAGUCCGACUCAGCUGACCUUUUCAUCCCGGGAGAAGAGAGUUUACCAAUGAUAGGUUCUCACGCCUGUCCAUGUGUGGAGAGAGUCCAGGGCAGCUUCCUCCUACCGGUCAAUGUUGAGAGGAAGAUCACUCUAGUGGGACACAACUUACACCUCUACCAGGACAAGGAGUAUGAUUAUCAGUGUGUGUUGGUGAUUGAGGGCCGAUCAGUGGUGGUGGAUGCUUUCGUAGAGGUGGACGACACUCAGCCUUCUCUCUUCUUCAUUACCUGCCAACUUCACAAGUACUCCUACUCUACUGCUGUUGAAGAAUACAAGAGCUUCAUCUCAGUCAGAAGGAGAGACUCGUUUCAGAUGGACUAUCCAAAAGACCUGCAUGUACAACUUUAUAACUGCUCGGUGGGCCGCUCAGACUGCAGUCGAUGUCACACGGCUGAUCAGCAGUACGGGUGUGUGUGGUGUAAGGGGUCUCGUUCCAGUUGCGUGUACCAGAGCUCUUGUACUGACCACAUCCAGCGUACCUGCCCUGCUCCUCACAUAUACAAGAUUGAGCCUCAUUCUGGUCCAGUGGAGGGUGGUACAGUGGUCACGAUCUCUGGCUCUAAUCUGGGUCAAAGAGCAGAAGACAUCCAGCAGUCUGUCACAAUAGCAGGAAUCCCUUGCACUGUCAUACCUGAAAGAUACGAGGUUUCAUCCAGUAUUGUUUGUGAGACCACAGCGAGUGGGGGGGAACGGAGCGGGCACAUCUCUGUGGAGGUUAAAGGGGGAGGAAUCGGACAGUCUGCCCACCGCUUCCAUUACCAGGACCCAGUGUUAUUGGGUGUGUCUCCUCUGAAAGGCCCAAUGUCGGGCGGCACAUCACUCACCAUCACGGGACAGAACCUUCUGACGGGCCAUUCCAGUGAGAUCAGCAUUCUGAUUGGUGGAGUCCCAUGUCACAUUUCUUCGGAGCAGCACAAUGAGCGUGAUGAAUGUGUUACUGGAGUGAGCAACAGAACUGGAGAGAGCAGUGUUACAGUCCGGUUUGGCAGAGCAGAGCGCCAUCUACAGGAAGUCCUCUAUCAUUACACCCCAGACCCCAAUGUGACCAAUGCUGUUCCUUCCAAAAGCUUCCUUUGCGGGGGCCGUAUCAUUCGAGUGUCAGGCCAAAAUCUGGAUGUGGUACAGGAGCCACGUAUUCGUGUGACCCUGACCCCACUGGAGCCACACUCUCAGAGGAGAAAGAGGAGAAGGAGGAUGAGUGUGGGGGCUGAUGAGAAGAUCAGACGUUACAGCCCUCUCAGAAGAGAGCGAAGGAUAGUCCCAGAACCAAACUGUCCUGAAGAUAGUCUGUGUGUCAUCAAACAGGUAGAGUUCACACAAGUUGAGGAACGGUGCACAGUGAAUAGCUCAACCCUAAUCUUAUGUCCCACUCCGGAGGUGGGACCAGAGGCCCUACGUGCGGCCGUCAGAGUGCAUUUCCUCCUGGAUAACCUCCACUUUGAAUUUGAGGCGGUCAAUGGAAGCCCCUUCAGUUAUGAGCUGAACCCUGUUCUUCAUAACCUCAAUCAACAUGACUCCAGCAAGCCCUUCCGCCACAAACCCGGCAGUAUCAUCUCUGUGGAGGGUGAGAACUUGGACCUGGCCAUGUCUAAGGAGGAGGUGGCUGCUCUAAUAGGAGAUGGAGAGUGUGCUGUGAAGACUCUAACCAGGAACCACCUGUACUGUGAGCCGCCAACACAACAGCCACCCGUGUCUGUGACCAAGAAACGAGAGUCCACUGAUGCUCUCCCAGAGUUCACCGUGAGGAUGGGAAAUCUGAACUUUUCUUUGGGGCGGGUGCAAUAUGAUUCUCAAGGCCAGGCCUCCUUUCCUCUGGAAGCCCAGGUUGGGGUCGGUGUGGGAGCCUCCAUUGUGGCUCUUAUUGUGAUGGUUAUCGUGCUGAUAUACAGGAGGAAAAGUAAGCAAGCACUAAGAGACUAUAAGAAGGUCCAGAUCCAAAUGGAUAAUUUGGAGACCAGUGUCAGAGAUCGGUGUAAAAAGGAAUUCACAGAUCUGAUGACUGAGAUGAUGGAUGUGUCCAGUGAUCUGAUGGGAUCUGGAAUUCCAUUCCUGGACUAUCACAGGUAUUCUGAGAGGAUCUUCUUCCCUGGUCACCGGGAGUCUCCGCUGAGACGGGACCUGGAUGUUCCUGCUUGUCGACGGGCCACUGUAGAGCAAGGCCUGGUUCAGCUGUCUAACCUCCUCAACAGCAAACUGUUCCUCACAAAGUUUAUUCACACUCUGGAAGCCCAACGGACCUUCUCUCCAAGGGACAGGGCGUAUGUUGCCUCUCUCCUUACAGUGGCACUGCACGGCAAGCUAGAGUAUUUCACAGACAUCUUAAAAACUCUGCUUAGUCACCUGGUGGAGCAGUACACCACUAAAAACCCCAAACUUAUGCUACGCAGGACUGAAUCCGUGGUGGAAAAGCUGUUGACAAACUGGAUGUCCAUUUGCCUUUACUCCUUCCUCAGGGACACAGCGGGGGAGUCUUUCUACGUGCUAUUCAGAGCCAUAAAGCAUCAGGUAGAUAAGGGUCCAGUGGAUGCAGUAACGGGCAAAGCCAAAUACACACUCAAUGACAACCGACUACUGCGAGAAGAUGUGGAGUACCGCACACUGACUCUGAAUGUUCUGGUGAGCAGUGGAGGUGCUGGUGAGUCUCAGACGGUCCCCACCAAAGUGCUGGAUUGUGACACCAUCACUCAGGUGAAAGAGAAGGUACUGGAGCACACAUGCAAGGGCACGUCGCUUUCCCAAAGACCCUCCGCAGAUUCCGUUCAUCUCGAGUGGAGGGCAGGAAUGGCUGGUCAUCUGAUCUUGUCAGAUCAGGACUUGACAUCAGUGGUUCAGGGGUCCUUGAAACGUCUCAACACCUUACAACAUUACAAGGUCCCUGAUGGUGCCACCGUAACACUGGUGCCACGACAAUCCAAGCAAAUCCACCAUGACAGCCAUGACUACAUACCAGGAGAGAAGACCCCAAUGUUGGAAGAUGGAGAAGAGGGAGGAGUGAAACAAUGGCACCUGGUGAAGGCCAGCGAGGAAUCGGAGCUUCCCAAACACAGACGAGGCAGUCUAAGAGACAAAGAACGAGAGAGAGCCAAGGCAAUACCAGAGAUCUACCUAACUCGCCUGCUGUCUGUGAAGGGUACGCUGCAGAAAUUAGUUGACGAUAUGUUCACUGUAAUUCUGAGUACAAGUCAACCAGUUCCUUUGGCUGUGAAAUAUUUCUUUGAUUUGUUGGAUGAUCUGGCAGCACAGCACAACAUUACAGACCCAGAGACAAUCCACAUAUGGAAAACAAACAGCUUACCGCUGAGAUUCUGGAUCAAUAUUCUGAAGAACCCGCAAUUCAUCUUUGAUGUUCAGGCCUCUGACAAUGUAGAUGCAGUGCUGUCAGUCAUUGCUCAGACCUUCAUGGACUCCUGCACAAUCGCUGACCAUAAACUGGGCAGGGAUUCCCCAAUCAAUAAGCUCCUGUAUGCUCGAGACAUCCCACGGUACAAACAAAUGGUGGAGAGAUAUUAUUCAGAUAUAAGACAGACCAUCUCUGUCAGUGACCAAGAGAUGAACUCCACUCUAACUGAACUCUCCAGAAACUACUGUAAUGAGGUCAAUCAUCUAGUGGCAUUACAUGAGUUGUACAAGUAUAUCAACAAAUACUAUGAUCAGAUUAUCACAGCUUUAGAGGAGGACUCCACAGCUCAGAAGAUGCAGCUGGGAUACAGACUACAACAGAUCGCUGCAGCUGUGGAGAAUAAAGUCACUGACCUUUGACCUGUAACCUUGGAUAGACACUUGAAGAGAUUAGAAAUAGAGAGAGCCAAGACCUCGAACAGAGGCAUGAACUCUCACUUCCUGAAGAGCACUAAAGCAUUCAGAGAAGAAAAAAAAAAGAUAUUUGAGACUGAGAUCUUAGACAUUGUUACAAUUAAAUAUGCAGCAUUAGCAGAUUUUAAAGAAGAUGCUCUGCUGAAUUGCUCUCUCUGCUAUCACUAAGGGUCAGUGUUUUCAUGAAAGAUUUCAUUCACACCGCCCUCGCCAACACACAACGGUGCCUCUGAAAGAUCCAAAAGUGCUUCCUGAACUUCUGCUGUUUGUUUGUUGGGUGUCUGGGGCAUUUCUGAUGUCUAUAGAUGUUCCUCAUCUAAUAUAUUCAACUCAGAAUGUUGUCAGCAUACACAGACCACCUGUUUGGCAGGUUUUUAAGAAACUGCUAGCUUUUAUGUAUUUGGUGGGUUGUGAUUUAUGUUGCCGCUAUGUUCAGCAUCUUAAUACUAAGAGCUUUCUAAGAAUUUUUUAUAGAAAAAUUUAAAUGAAUUUUCUUGCUCCACACACCCAUAGACAUUUUUACCACGUUAUGCGAUCUAUUGAAAACCUACCUGAACUGUAUAUGUUAGAAAAAUUGUGCGAGCGAGAUUUUUUGGGAUACCUUGUUUUUAUUCUGAACUUUUAAAACAAAAACAAUACUGGUUUAAGGGACCUGUCUUUAAAAGGGCCAUAUGUGAUUAUUUUCAUAUGGCAUAGAAUACAGUACAAUAUACCGUACAUUAACAUGCAUGGAUACUCACUGUGAAUUCAGAGAUAUAUGGUUGGCACUUUUGGUUAAUUAUGAUUAUGUAAAUGGAAGUUAACCAGAUUAACACACUUGACCAUUGAUUUAGGUAAAUAGGUUCACAAUGCUCGGUUGUAAAUUUGUUCAUAGUCAUUAUGAGUUUGUUUCUUCAGUGUUAAUGUGUGCUAAUUGAUGUUUUGCUGUUUUUGUUGGCUUAGAUCAGUAAAAAAAAAAAAGUUGUUUACCUUGGCUGCCAAAAAGUGUACAGUUCAUACAUCCCUGCACACUUGGUUGAAAUGAAAAGUUACAAAUGAAGCAGUUAAUUUAUGCUAAUCCUUCUAAUCUGUGCGGUCACAAUCAUCUUUUUUUAUAUACUUUUUAUAUACACUUACACAUUCAUAAAGGAAUAGUUCACCCAAAAAUGAAACUUCUGUCAUAUGGGUUUAGAAAAGCAUGUUGUUGUGUAAAUGAGGUCAGGAUUUUCAUUUUGGGGUGAACUAUCCCUAAUAGCAUAAAAGCAAAAGGUUAAGAAUUAGUUCAGAUACCUAAUAAUAAAAAGUAAAACUACCUAAGAUGAUUUGAUUUAUACAUGGUCAAACUUUACAGAAAUUACCAAAUGUUUGGAAAUGAUACAAUAUGAGAUAAUGUGGACCAUCUGUACAGCUGCUACAUCCUAAUACAUCCUCACAGUGUCUUUCCCAUGAGCACAAAGAAUUACACACACCAUUGCAGUCACGUGCUGAUCUUUUUUAAAUGGUCUUUCAGUUAUUCAAGUUUUGUUUUAUCUUUUGUUUCCUAAACACUGAAUGCACGUUAACGUGAACUACUGCAGCUGCUGUGAUAUCUGUUUUACUUCGCAUUGCUGACAUUUUUUGUGUUCUUAUUGAUUUUAAUGUAUUUAUUUAUUUAUUUUUGUGCUUGAUUGGCUGCCGGUGGCGAGCUGAUGAUGUACAGACCAAAUUUUUUUGUAAUAAAGACCCACCCCCAAACAAAAUUAUUAUUUUUUUUUCAUCUUUUAAUAUACGGGGAACCGACAGCAGUAAUUGGUAUAACCGUAAAUGGUUAGAUCUCUUUAAAUAUUCAUGCAGAUGUAUCAAAUUAGUUUGUGCUGUAGUUCACUGUUGUUCAGCAGUUUUGGAUGUAUGUGUGGCUGUAAUACACAACAGAUUACUUUGUAAAAUAAUUAUUAUAAUUAUUUUUACUUGUCCAUUUCUAUUGUAAAUAAAAUGUUGCUAUCAUUAAUGAUGUGUUUCAUUAUAGAAAUCAGCUGUAAUAAUGUGUUAAGAAAGUUAUGACCGAUUUAAGACGAAAGGUUGCAUGCUUGCGGGAUCUAAAUCAUUAUUUAAAGAGAUUCAUGAAUGGUAUUCAA